This is a messenger RNA of Triticum turgidum subsp. durum (durum wheat), 1029 nucleotides long. The record is from the annotation of a GenBank genome assembly. NCBI's taxonomy places the organism in Eukaryota, Viridiplantae, Streptophyta, Magnoliopsida, Poales, Poaceae.
AUGGCCGCGGCUACAUCUCACAAUGCCAUAGUGUCUACACAAUCCCACCGGUGGAACGGCAAGAACUCUAGAUUGGACAAGAGAACAGCGAAUGUGCGUUUGGUUUCAGUUGGAAGUUGCUGCCCAGGCAGCAGAAAGUUGGGUCUGGUUUGUGCAUCGGGCUCCCAGUCUUCGGUCAUCGACCCGGUUCACCUACCCUCGAAUGGCAAGGGAGACCACAGCCCCAAGAAAUCAAGUGAGAGUUCCCUUAUACUGAUCCGGCACGGUGAGUCGAUGUGGAAUGAGAAAAAUCUGUUUACUGGCUGCGUCGAUGUGCCCCUGACACCGAAGGGCGUGGAGGAGGCCAUCGAGGCGGGUAAGAGGAUAUGCAACAUUCCGAUCGAUGUAAUAUUUACGUCGGCGAUGAUUCGUUCUCAGAUGACUGCAAUGCUUGCCAUGAUGCAGCAUCGGCGCAAGAAGGUUCCAAUCAUCACACAUAAGGAGAGCGAACAAGCUCAGAGUUGGAGUAAGAUAUACAGUGAAGAUACAAAAGAGCAGUCCAUUCCUGUCAUAACAGCUUGGCAACUGAAUGAACGGAUGUAUGGUGAGUUGCAAGGUCUCAAUAAGCAAGAAACUGCAGAUAGGUUUGGCAAAGAACAAGUUCAUGAAUGGCGCCGUAGUUACGACACCCCUCCCCCAAAUGGUGAGAGCCUAGAGAUGUGUGCAGACAGAGCCGUUUCCUAUUUCAAAGAUCAGGUUGUUCCACAUCUCACGGCUGGAAAGCAUGUGAUGGUUGCUGCACAUGCAAACUCACUUCGAUCAAUCAUAAUGCAUCUAGACAAAUUGACUUCCCAGGAGGUAAUCAGCCUCGAGUUGUCAACAGGCAUUCCUAUGCUCUACAUAUUUAAGGAAGGCGAGUUUAUUAGACGGGGGAGCCCGGUAGGACCUUCUGAAGCAAGUGUUUAUGCUUAUACAAGGGUAAGGGUCUAUUCCAUUUUCUAUCCCUCGACAGAACAAUUUGUAUCCACAGUAUAUAUUAAAACAAACUGA